CUGCAAAAUGAUGCCGCCGGUGCUUUUGCAGGCAGGCUUGCAGUACAGACCGCGCGCCCGCGCACGCGCUUGUCAGUGUCAACCUGUCAGCCUUGCCUUCGCUACCGCUGAAUGGGAUGGGGCGGAGGAAGGUUAACGACAGUUCAGGCCUUCAAUACAUUAGCCACCAGAAUACAUUUUGAAAAGCUUGCAACAAUUGAAUUGGAUCACGCUCGGGCCUACCCACGGAGUCAAACAUGAAAUGCCAUUCAACCCUAAGGAUAGGUAGCUAAAUAUCUAUCGUAGGUAGGAUCGGGUACAAUCACCUGGGCAUUUCAAGACAGCCUGCCCACGUCCGUCGCACAUCUCGCCAAGAUCAAUCUCUACCCCCUGCCUCUUCGACAUCGCCUUCUUCAACGUAACGCCACCGACAUCGCAAGCCGUCGCUAUGGCGCCCUCUGCCGUCGAUACUCCAAUGGCUCCUCUGCCCGUGCGAGAGGAGAAAACUUAUCCACCCGCACGCAUCUUCAACGUCAAGGAGACCAAGUUCGAGAAGUUUGUCGCUCCUCAGCCCGAUGGAAGAGAGAAGGCCCUUGCACAGCCAGCCGGAUCGGCCGCCAUAGUCAUUGAUAACGGUUCGUCCGCCGUCCGAGCUGGUUGGUCCUUCGAAGCCGCUCCCCGAUUCAGCAUACCACCGAUUAUGGCGAAAUACAGAGACCGGAAACUGGGAAAGACAUAUUCGUUUGCCGGAUAUGAUUGCUAUGCCGACACUAAUGCCAAAGGACACAUUCGAAACGCCUUCGAGUUAGGAACAGGUAUAGUCACAAAUUGGGAUGUCGAGGAGCACGUUCUAGACUGGACCUUUUUGAAGCUUGGCAUGAAUAAUGGCGAGGGCUCUAUCGACUUGCCUAUUGUCAUGACCGAAGCUGUCGCAAAUCUACCAUAUUCGCGGAAGUCCAUGAACGAGAUAAUAUUUGAAUGCUACGGUGCACCAUCUCUCGCCACCGGAAUUGAUUCUCUGUUUUCAUAUCGGUAUAACAAAGGACGGACUGGCUUGGUCGUGUCAUCUUCGUACAGCUCGACGCAUGUCAUACCCGUCUACAAUUCUAAGGCCAUGCUAGCUCAGGCCAUUCGCCUGAACUGGGGUGGAUGGCAUGCUUCAGAGUAUCUCUUAAAGCUAAUUCGACUGAAAUAUCCAGCCUUCCCCGGCAAGCUUAAUGCUUCGCAGGCUGAGAAUAUGGUGCGCGAUCACUGUUAUGUGUCAAAAGAUUAUAACGACGAGUUGCGGUCAUAUCUAGACUGGACGGGAUUAGAAGACCGGGAUGUGGUUAUUCAGUAUCCAUUCACGGAAGAGGUCGUCGUCCAGAAAAGCGCGGAGGAACUAGCACGGGUAGCGGAGCGCAAGAAGGAGAGCGGCCGGCGAUUACAGGAACAGGCAGCCAAGAUGCGCUUAGAGAAGCUGAUGCGAAAAGAGCAGGAGCUUGAGUAUUAUAAGAACCUGGCAGAGAAGCUUUCAGAUGCAAACAAGAAGGAGACAAAACGCCUACUUGAUGCAGAGGAGAUGAAGGAUGAGGCGCAACUCGAGCGCACCAUCAAAGAACUCGAGAAAUCGAUCAAACGUGCCAGGACCAAAGACGUUGGUGGAGAUCCCGAAGAAGAACAAGAGGCUCCCGACUUCAGCUUGCUUGAAGUUCCCGAUGAGGAGCUAGAUGAAGCAGGCCUAAAGGCCAAAAGACAUCAACGACUUUUGAAGUCAAACCACGAUGCACGGGCUCGUGCAAAGGCUGAAAAAGAGGCUGAAAAGGCGAGAGUAGCUGAAGAAGAGCGAUUGGAUCGAGAGCGCCGGGAAAACAACUUGGAAGCUUGGCUAGAAGAGAAGCGGAUAGCUCGAGAAAACACUUUGCAGAAAAUCAAGGAGCGAGAGCGACUCAAGGCUGACCUUGGGAAUCGUAAGUCGCUGGCUUCCCAGAUGCGUAUGAAAUCAAUCGCAAACCUCGCUUCGGAUAACCCAAGGGGUAAGCGUCGGCGUGGGGGCGACGACGACAAUUUCGGUGCUAAUGAUGACGAUUGGGGUGUAUAUCGACAGAUAGCAGUCGGUGAAGGCAGCGAUGAUGAGGAGGGCGAGGAGGAUCUUGGUACCACUCUCAACACGCUCGAGGAAGAGUUACUUCGAUACGAUCCGAACUUUACGCAUGAACAUACCUGGGCGGCGCAGAACGACUGGAACAAGAGUAUGCUACAUGCUUUCAUGCGUGGGCCGCGACCUUUCAACGCCGGCUCGCAGGCCGAAAUUCACCAGAUACAUCUCAAUGUUGAGCGUAUAAGGGUUCCCGAAGUUGUGUUCCAACCAUCAAUAGCAGGCGUCGACCAGGCUGGUCUCGUCGAGCUGAUUGGAGACAUUCUUAAUCAAAGGCUAGUUGGGUUGACUGGAGUCAAUCGAGACGACUUCCUCCGCGACAUUUUCUUGACUGGCGGGAACACACUCUACGAGAACUUUGACUACCGGCUACGGCAAGACCUUACACCCCUUCUACCAGCCGACUCACCUUUGCAAAUCCGAAGAGCUAAAGACGCAUUGCUAGACGCAUGGCGAGGCGCUGCACAGUGGGUUGGGACGGCGGCGUGGAAAUCAGCCACAGUCACCAAGGCCGAGUAUCAGGAGAAAGGACAGGACUAUCUCAAAGAACAUGACAUGGGCAAUUCGUACCCAUAAUGAAUGAAACGAGCGAGGAAACAAUUCUUUUCUCUUCUUUCAUCACACCGACAGAAAAAAAGCUUUCGGACACGCAGUCUUCGGGGAAUAAAAAACUUGGCAGGCGCAGUAGGACUUUAUACAAUGAUAUGAUGGGCGUUGUAUUAUUUAGCUAAUUUUUUUUUUUACAUUGUCGUGACCAUUUUCCUUUUUAGGAAAGAGAGGGUGUGAGGUUUGUUUUUUUCCUUUUUCUUACUAGACGAACCCCGAGGAGAAAGAAAUAACGAAAGGAAAGAAAAAAAAGCAGCAGAUCACACUAGCUUCACGAUGUAGUAUUAGUAUUAGUAAGACGAUGCAAAGAAAACAGAGAAGAUAAAAUAAUACUAUCAAGGCUACUAACUAGAACAAAUAGAAAGAAGAGAAUAAGAAAAGCCUACUGUCAGUGUAAGUAAGACAGUAUUCACAUGCGCAGAUAGGGAUAGGCUAUGAGAUGAGUGUAACGA
This is a messenger RNA of Xylaria bambusicola, 3174 nucleotides long. RefSeq names its product putative chromatin remodeling complex subunit. Bases 428 to 2692 code for a protein of 754 amino acids. NCBI's taxonomy places the organism in Eukaryota, Fungi, Ascomycota, Sordariomycetes, Xylariales, Xylariaceae. The record is from RefSeq and is a predicted model, not a curated record. Gene Ontology annotation, biological process: regulation of DNA-templated transcription. The transcript has 4 exons. Gene Ontology annotation, cellular component: Ino80 complex; cytoplasm.